GUUUGCAUUGACUGGAAGAUUUUAACAAACUCCCAGUGAUGCCCUUCAUGUUCCUUUUUUUUUCUGGCACAUUACAAACUUUCAGAAGGGCAAACUGAACAGCCAAAAGACUCCCAGUAGAGCCUGUCUUGCGUUAUGUUAAUGUUACAGUGUAGUGUAAUGUGUUUACAGAAACAUCAAGUGCAUAUGUGAAUGAAACUGUUACCUUGUGCUUACCGUGUGCCACUCAUGACUUCUUUUACCAAGUAAAUGCAGUAGGUUUUUAUUUUUUUUGAAAUUUCUGUUGCAAAACUGGCAAUCCAUACUGUUCAUAUCUGGUCUAGUUUUAGUUCGUUCAUUUUUGAGUGUAAAAAAGUAUGCGGUAUCCAACACUAGUUUUUAGUAGUACAUUUUUAAAUGUUCAAAACCAGUAAAUGUCAGUUAUUUAUAAAAAAAAAAAAUUGUGUUUCACCACAGUGUUUUAGGUAGCAGAGGUGAGAUUUUGGUGGCAUGUUGCAGUAAUGAGGCAUAAUGUACAGAAAGCACAAAGGCUGUGGCAUUACCCACUCCUGCUUGUAAAUUAAUACCCUCCAUUUUUUUUGUAUGUCUAUGAAAGACUUUACUUUGACAUUGGUUGAAACAACACUUGCCUUUAAAUUCUUAGAUGUUAUCCUGGUGUUUUUAGAGACUUCCUGCAGCAUCUUUUGGUCAGCUCUUGGGCUGACUUUUUUAGAACACUUGGUCUAGAUAGAUUGCCAGUGAUUUGAGGUGUUCUCCUUUUGUAGAUGAUAUUUUGGACAAUGGAGUGAAUCACUACCGCAACUGACACCUGUGUGAUUAUUUUCAUAUGUUUUAAUUUGUACAGUGUUAAUCAAUGGAAUUAAAAGGUCAGUUAGGAUAACUAAGCCGUCUGGGUGUGCAAGGUAAGACUCUGCCAGCAAGCUAUUGUGCAAAGGGAAAAUGGGCGCAGUAAGUCUGAGCUGGGUGUGGGUGAUCUGCUAAGAUAAAAUGCGGCAAGGAUGCACUUUAAAAUAGGAACUUCCUAUGGGGCGAAACGUGCACAUACACUGAAUAAAGUAACAUCAUAAAAAGUGUAAGCAAUGUAUUAACCAAUCAUUUUACAUGUGAAAGUUUUAUAAUCAUGAAUCAGCUCAUUUCAUGUAGCCACCCUAAAAGAUAUCAAAAUAGAUGUAUCUCUUUGCUCAAGGAGAGACUCUGAUCAGUUUGCUGAAAGGAGGCACUCGCUCUUCGAAGAGAAAAUAAAGACGCAUUGAAUGGAAAAAGUAGUAAACUGUUUCUGCAAACAGCCUGAUGCCGUUGCCCGACUAGUUUGUUUUCCCUGGGCUGGUGGAGGCUCAAUUCACUAUGCCAGAUGGGGCAAAAUCUUUAAUAGCAGUAUCGAAGUUUACUCGGUUAAGCUUCCAGGAAGAGAAGCCAGAGCAAAGGAACCAUAUGCUGUGGAGAUUCAUGAGAUUGUCAACGAAGUUACACAUGCAUUGCUUCCACAACUUAAAGAAAAGCCAUUUGCCUUUUUUGGUCACAGUUUUGGAGCCUUAACCAGUUUUGCAACAGCUGAAUAUCUGAAACGAGUAUAUGGAUUGGAGCCUGCACAUCUCUUUGUCUCUGGCUGUUCAGCCCCACAUUCCAUUGCAAGAACAUCUUCUCAGAAGACAUCAGAAUUGCCAGACAAAGAAUUCUUAGAAUGGAUGACUACAGUGGGGGGCACCCCUCCUGAAAUCCUUGGAAACCCAGAGGUGGUGAAUCUGUUUCUUCCUGUGCUGAAAGCAGACCUCCGAGUUGUAGAAAAUUACAGCUAUCUAAAGCCACCAAGUAGUGUACUUUCUUGUGCAAUCACAGCUUUUGAUGGAACAGAGGAUGUGCCACACGACGUUGACGCCUGGAAGGAGUUAACCAGUGGAGAAUUUACAAAGCAAAUGCUUCCUGGGUCUCAUUUUUAUCUAAAGGAUCCACAGAAUGAGGCUCAUCUUGUGAAAUACAUCACUAAGUGUUUAGAAACCACAGAGAUUGAUUAUAUUUAACAAGACUUUACUACAAAAAAAAGAGUCAUAGGAAGUUUUUGGUAAUUACUCACAUUUAUAAAGAUAUAAUAUUGACAAAAUUGUCUUCAGAACUUAUCAAGGGGUAAAUAAUUAGUCCAGUUUGUUACAGUUCAACUUCAUAAAAUAAAAAUCACAAAUAAAAAAAAAAAACUCCAAACAGGGACAUAAAAAGAAUCUCAACUUGUCGUACCCCAAAAGAAAUCCUGUAGAUUUUAGAGAUAAAAAUGGAAUUUACCGUAUUUAAUAGCCCAGUAGCACAUCAGGCUAGCACAAGUUAUUGUUUACAAAGGUACAUGUUUUAAUAAUAUGAUUAUGUAAUUAUACAUAUUUAUACGUAUAUAUAUAUAUAUAUAUAUAUAUAUAUAUAUAUAUAUAUAUAUAUAUAUAUAUAUAUAUAUAUAUAUAUUAGGAAAGCAGGUCUGCGAUGAAUGGACCCUUUGAUGGAGUCCUGGAGUGCUGCAUUGAGCACAGGCUGUGGUUGGUCGUCACAGACAAAGUGAAAAGCCUGCCAUCUACAACGACAACCACAACGUUUAUGUCUGUAGCACAUCUUUAAACGAGCGAUGUAGCUCAAAGUGCUUAACAAGAUGGCAAAGAAAUAAAUGCAAUGAUAAUGAUGCAUAAUGCAGGUAGGGAUAAUAAAUCUUGAAGAAUAGUUUACAAAAAAUAAUGCACACUUGCAUAAGAUAGAUAUAUAAGCAAGAGAGACAGAGACCUUAAAUAUAAAAUUGUUUAUUUUUUUAAGUGAAGAUUCUGAUGAUAAGGUCAGUUGGCCAGGGUGGACAGAAAAAAAUAAAAGAAACUCCAGGUAAGCUGGAGAAAAAAACAAAAGGGUAAGGGUUUCUGGUCAAAAGACCACCCAACUCCCACUGGGCAUUCUGCCAAACUGAAAUGUUCUUAAGUCGUUGUUUAUGGUUUUUUUUUUUUUUUUUUGUCUUAAAGUAUUUGAUGCAGUUGGGGUCUCAUGGCAGUUGGGGUGUCUGUUUUCAUUCAAACAUUGCAGCAUCACAGGGGGCCACACAGGAGUUUAAUCAGGUGGUGUUAGCGCAGGACGCCACCACAGAAGAACACAAGAUUAAUAAAUAAUUCUGUGCAUAUAUAGUUUAUUAAGGGUAGAACUAAAAAGUACUGUGGUGGGCUGGCACCCUGCCCAGGGGUUUGUUCCUGCCUUGCAUCCUCUGUUGGCUGGGUUUGGCUCCAGCAGACCCCCGUGACCUGUGUUAGGAUAUAGCGGGUUGGAAGAUGACUGACUGACUGACUAAAAUGUAGCUAUGGAAAAACGAAUGAAAAAGUGAAUUUUUCGGCUCGUUUUUCAAAUGAUCCACAGUGUUAGCCUGGCGUAUCUCUAAUGGUAACAGAUUCCAGACUUUUGGUGCAUGACAGCAGAAGGCUACCUCAGCACUUCUUUAAUCCGCUAAAUUCUCAACACAAAACAAGAAGGCCAAAAAUGUUGUGCUACUUCUAUGUGAAAUAACUAGACCCAAAUAUCCUCUGACAUUGCCUCUUUUACUUGCUUUAUGUAUUUGUCUCAUUUUCAUUAUGUUUACAAUUUAAUUUUAUAAACAGUUAUUUAAUGUGAGCAUUCUAAGUUUCUAUGUUGCUUCACACUGAGCUUUAUUUAAUUUUUGAACGGAUAUCAGGUAAAAUAAAUAAUAGGAGUGACAUAUCUCUAGUAGGACAAAUGUGACUCAGUAUCGCUACAAAACACUGGCUUUUAAAAAAGGUAUGUGUGUGUGUAUAUAUAUAUAUAUAUAUAUAUAUAUAUAUACUAGUCAUUUAGCCCAUUACAAUAACGGGCGCUAGAACAGUAGUGCAUAAACAUUAGUAGGAACAGUCUAUAUUAAAUGGCAAGGGACUUUGACCUCAUUCUUUUUGUUAGUCGUAUUUUUCUUUCUUUCAGCCUUUCUUUUGUUGAUGUUUACUUGCUGAGCUGACCGUUCUUCGUGGGCUGCCGCCGUGUAUUGUGUGUCUUUAAUUUUCUGUGACAGUAAUACUGUCUUGUACGGCUCUAUUCAAUAAGGGCAUGCACAAAAAGGCGAGCUUCAAAAGGGCGACCUUUUAGUUCAAAUGGCUCUGGAAUAUGUGAAGAGCAACAAAGGUGCAGAUCUUUAUUUACACGCGUCUUUAUUCGCUGCGCCCAAUUGAGGUCGCCCUUUUGAGGCUCGCCUUUUUGUGUGCGCCCUUAUUGAAGGAUACCGUCUUGUACGUCCGCUGGCUUGUACGUCCGUAAUAUACCUUUAAUUUUCUCUGGCGGUAAUACAGGCGUGCGCAUCGGUAAUAUGCCUUUAAUCUCCUCUGACAGUAAUACUGGCUUAUAUGUGGCUGUAAUAUGCGUCACUGUAUUGUGUACCUUUAAUUUCCUCUUGCAGUAAUACUGGUUUGUAUUUCCGUAAAACGCCUCUAACUUUCUCUGACAGUAAUAUCGCGCAUCGUACCAUGCCCCGCGCAUGCGCACUUCACCAGAAGACACCCACAAAUGGACACCUGGACGCACACAGGGAUUUUAUAUAUAUAGAUAUUUUAUAUAUAUAUAUAUAUAUAUACAUACAUAUACACACAAGGGGCAUUUAAUUAUAAACAGGAAUUUUCAUGCUCUGUUCUUAUACAGAGUGCACGGUAGACCUGACUUCAUGGACAAACACAUACAUCUUUGAAGUUGUCGUUAGUAGUGCUAGCUGCUCUUUCCCCCCUUCCUGUCAGUUAUAAUCAACAUUUCGGAGCAGGAGGUACACAGUAGUGUUGCACAUUAGAUUAUUAUUAAACUUUUGACAAAUGAAGGAGUCAUUCCAUCUCAGAUUUAUUCCAGACUUAAAAAUCAGUUUGGGAUGAGUGUCUCUCUCUCAGUCUAGAGUGUAUGAUUUCUGCAAAUCGUUCAGAGAGAGACUAUCAUCUCUUUGGUCCACUUAAGGAAUUUUUAGGAGGGAAGAAAUUCAAGUCGAAUGAGGAGGUUAUUGAUGCUGUGCAGGAAUGGGUCAACAUUCAGUCAAAAGACUUCAACUCUUCUGAGAUUUAGGAGCUUCCUGAGCACUGGAACAAAUAGAUUGAUGUGACAGGAGGCUACAUAGAAAAUUAGUGUAUAAGUCAUUUCAUUGUAUUCAAUAAAUAAAGCAUAGCUCAUAAAGUCCUGUUUAUAUUUGAACGCCCCUAGUAUAUUAUAUACUGUAUAUAUAUAUAAUAUACACAGGUCCAUAAAUAUUUGGACAGAGACAACUUUUUUCUAAUUUUGGUUCUGUACAUUACCACAAUGAAUUUUAAAUGAAACAACACAGAUACAGAUGAAGUGCAGACUUUCAGGUUUAAUUCAGUGGGGUGAACAAAACGAUUGCAUAAAAAUGUGAGGCAACUAAAGCAUUAUUUUAACACAAUCCCUUCAUUUCAGGGGCUCAAAAGUAAUUGGACAAUUGACUCAAAGGCUAUUUCAUGGGCAGGUGUGGGCAAGUCCAUCGUUAUGUCAUUAUCAGUUAAGCAGAUAAAAGGCCUGGAGUUGAUUUGAGGUGUGGUGCUUGCAUGUGGAAGAUUUUGCUGUGAACAAACAACAUGCGGUCAAAGGAGCUCUUCAUGCAGGUGAAAGAAGCCAUCCUUAAGCUGCGAAAAAAGAAAAAACCCAUCCGAGAAAUUGCUACAAUAUUACGAGUGGCAAAAUCUACAGUUCGGUACAUCCUGAGAAAAAAAGCAAGCACUGGUGAACUCAGCAACGCAAAAAGACCUGGACGUCCACGGAAGACAACAGUGGUGGAUGAUCACAGAAUCAUUUCCAUGGUGAAGAGAAACCCCUUCACAACAGCCAACCAAGUGAACAACACUCUCCAGGGGGUAGGCGUAUCGAUAUCCAAGUCUACCAUAAAGAGAAGACUGCAUGAAAGUAAAUACAGAGGGUGCACUGCAAGGUGCAAGCCACUCAUAAGCCUCAAGAAUAGAAAGGAUAGAUUGAACUUUGCUAAAGAACAUCUAAAAAAGCCAGCACAGUUCUGGAAAAACAUUAUUUGGACAGAUGAAACCAAGAUCAACCUCUACCAGAAUGAUGGCAAAAAAAAAGAAUGGAGAAGGCGUGGAACAGCUGAUUAUCCAAAGCAUACCACAUCAUCUGUAAAACACGGUGGAGGCAGUGUGAUGGGACACAGGACAGAAGCAGCCAAAUGAAUUCUGAGGUGUUCAGAGACCUACAGUCUGCUCAAAUCCAGCUAAAUGCAGUCAAAUUGAUUGCAUGAUACAGAUGAACAAUGACCCAAAACAUACAGCCAAAGCAACCCAGGAGUUUAUUAAAGCAAAGAAAUGGAAAAUUCUUGAAUGGCCAAGUCAGUCACCUGAUCUUAGCCCAAUUGAGCAUGCAUUUCACUUGUUGAAGACUAAACUUCAGACAGAAAGGCCCACAAACAAACAGCAACUGAAAGCCACUGCAGUAAAGGCCUGGUAGAGCAUUAAAAAGGAGGAAACCCAGCAUCUGGUGAUGUCCAUGAGUUCAAGACUUCAGGCUGUCAUUGCCAGCAAAGGGUUUUCAACCAAGUAUUAGAAAUGAACAUUUUAUUUCCAGUUAUUUAAUUUAUCCAAUUACUUUUGAGCCCCUGAAAUAAAGGGAUUGUGUUAAAAAAAUGCUUUAGUUGCCUCACAUUUUUAUGCAAUCGUUUUGUUCACCCCACUGAAUUAAAGCUGAAAGUCUGCACUUCAUCUGUAU
This is a messenger RNA of Erpetoichthys calabaricus (reedfish), 6711 nucleotides long. It is a transcript of the gene olah, whose product is annotated as oleoyl-ACP hydrolase. Gene Ontology annotation, biological process: lipid biosynthetic process. Lineage: Eukaryota; Metazoa; Chordata; Cladistia; Polypteriformes; Polypteridae. The transcript is spliced from 7 exons. The coding region runs from base 1254 to 2018 and encodes 254 amino acids. The record is from RefSeq and is a predicted model, not a curated record.